This is a messenger RNA of Psylliodes chrysocephalus, 2433 nucleotides long. Lineage: Eukaryota; Metazoa; Arthropoda; Insecta; Coleoptera; Chrysomelidae. The record is from the annotation of a GenBank genome assembly.
AUGCCUCGCAAGCGGAAAUCUGAUCUAUGGAAAAAUUGGUCCCGGGCCCGUGCAGCAAAAGUUGCACGAAAUCACGAAUCUUCGAUUGACGCAGAGCUGAGAAGACAACAGCAAGCACAACGACAAAGUGUUUUGAGAGCAGCUGAAACGCCUCUUCAGGGGCGACCUCGUGUCAAGCCAGAGCAAGUAGAAGGACUGUUAGUGAACAGUUGCACCCCCAUGGAGGGCCCCGAAGGGGCAAAUAACACCCCCACAGCCUUAAUUACUGAAACUAACAUCCCAGUACAACCAUCAGAGACACUUUUCACAAAAAGAGCCAGAGCCAAAGAAGAAAGCCGGCAAACACAGCCGGGGAACUCAGACAGCCGCAGGUCCUCUGGAUCCUCGACCAGCCCACGAAGCCCGCUCACAUUAAAGUUAAAAAGGAGUAUACAUCAUCCUUACAAGCAUGUAAGCACCCCCAAACCAAAGGAUACCAAAGCUAGCUCAUCAAGAAGCAGCAGAGACUCUCAAUCCAGAUCCCAAAAAAGUCAGGAGAAAACAGAGAAAAGACACUCUAGCACAAAUACUAGCAGAGAUAGGGGACGAAAAAGCUCAAAUGAGACCGAUUUUCACCUUACCCCAACAAACGACGUGGAAAAAUCUCGCAAAAACAACAUUGAAAAUUUCAAGAUAAAAAGUAGGGAGAACUCGCCAUUUUACACCCCACCGGAGGAAGAACGAAGAGGAUCACCACAUAGCAGCCCCAUGAUGUACGGAUACUCCCCUGAUAGUGAUCCUACCCUAAAUUUCGAGAGUGCGGAAAAUUCGCCCUUAAACACAUUUAACAGUGCGUACGGGUACGCGAUCAUAAAUAUCGAAAACAGUGCGGAAAAUCCACCCUCGUGUAACGAAGUGCCCGAAAACCGACCCACAGUGCCGGUAAACGACCCACAUGACAUAACGCAACAAUACACCGGUAGUGCGCCCAACCCCACAGUGCAGACCGGUGCGAGCGAAAAUAAAAGUGAAACGAGCGAAAAAAAUAGUGCGGGUUUACCCCCUACGAACGCAAAUAAAAGUGCGGAGAAACCCCCGACGGGUAAUCACGACGCAUUCCCUAAAUUCGAGUCGGCAUACAAAACCCUAGGAAUGCCUAGCACGGUAACGGCAAAAGUCCUUAACUUCGGGACGAAGGCACAUCUCGCGACAUCGAGUGAAGACGACUUCGCGAAAGAAAGCAACGAGGAAGACACCAGACAACCUCCCUUACUACACAAACGGAAAAACAUGUCGCCAAUAAACCAAACAAAGAGCGAAACAGAACAGCCCACGAACAACCCCACCAAAAAAGGGAAAGCAACCCCCAAUCUACCUAUAAAAGGAAGCUCAAAGACACAAAAACAAGCUAGAAACACAGACAAAACAAAAACAAAAUCUAAAGAUAGUAUUCCGCCCAUAGUAAUUGAUGGUAGUACAGAUAAUCAUACAAAUCUAACAAAAGACCUCAAAGAAAUCCUUAAGGGUAAGUACUCCAUCAAAUAUACGAACGCAACCACAGUAAUUUUUACCGAAAGUGAAGAAGACUAUCGAUCACUAUUAAGCAAUAUUAAAGAAGCGGAAAUACCACACCAUACCUACACGAGUAAGGCGGAUAAGACCCACAUUGAAGACGAUCUCAGAGAAACAUACGAGAUUGAGGCCAAAGAAACAUUUCUGAUGACCACGAACUACAGACCACUCUACCUUAUAGUAACAGAUCCCGCAAUAACCCUUGACUAUUUAAACAAAAACGUCAGGGUUAUUGAAAACACCAGAGUAACAUGGGAAUUACGCAGAGCAGUGAAAUCAAUAAUUCAGUGUCACAGAUGUCAAGCGUGGGGGCACGCAACAACAAAUUAGGUAAACAAAAUAAACACCCCAUUUACAUGUGAUACCCAGAAUAGAUAUGAGCAACUCUCAGACGUGUCAGAAGAUGAUAAUGACAUACAAAGCACCAAAACUGAUGAUGCCUCUACAAAUAAAACAAAGAAACAAUCAAAAGAACCAAAAGAGCCCCAUCCUCCACCACUAUAUAUCUAUGGAGUAACAAAUUACAAAAAAAUGGUAGAAUAUUUAGCAAACACACUGGAAGAAGAAAAAUACCAUUGUAAAAGUCCUUCAAAUGACACAAUUAAAAUUAAUGUAAGCACUCCAGAUACUUAUAGAAAAUUAAUUAAACCGCUACAAGACGAUAAAGUGGUAUAUCAUACAUAUCAAGUCAAGCAGGAUAAAGCAUAUAGAGUAGUAAUUAGAAACCUACACUAUUCAAUUCCAACAGAAGACAUUUCAGAGGCAUUAAAAAAAGGACACACAGUACGAAAUAUUUUAAACGUUAAACAUCGUAAAACAAAGGAACAUCUUCCCUUGUUCUUCAUAGAUCUAGAACCAAAAGAAAAUAAUAAAAAUAUUUGA